UGUCAUCUCCAGCAGCACUGCACGCGGGGAUGUACGGCGAGAAGGCACAAAAAUGAACGGAGCAGCGGGGAUGAACACAUUUUUCUGCGACAUGGACAUCAGUGGAUUUUGAUUCUCUACGCAAGCGGAUUAAUAUGACCGUAUCGCCACAUUCUCAACAGGCUCUCCUUCCAUUUGGGAAUAUUUAACACAAGCGAGGGUAUUUCCCAUGCAGGCGAGAAUCAUGCUCUGCAAAAUCUUUGCAUUGAUUGUCUUACAAGGUGUGUGGAGGUGUGAGGCGUGGGUCAUGUCCGAGGUCAAGCCCGGAGGUGUCUCAGGCCCCGGCACGGAGUUGACCUCCGGUGGAGUCGCAGCUCUUAACAAUGAGGCGUCGGAACCAAAGUCCAGAUCUAAGCGCUGCACCUGUUAUUCUUACAAGGAUAAGGAGUGCAUCUAUUACUGUCAUUUGGACAUCAUCUGGAUCAAUACGCCUGAACGCACGGUGCCCUAUGGAAUGUCAAGCUACCAAGGAGCUCAGCGGCUGCGACGUGCCGUCGUUGGAAAUCAAAGUGAACGCGAGCAGACACACACUCAGCGCUGCGUUUGCGCCUCCUUUGAUGCAGAUCCAGAGUGUCAUCAAUUUUGUCAGCCAAGCUCCCCGCAGAGUGGACUAAACAGGAGUCUUCACAGAAGCCCAGGGCCCGGCUGACAGUUGGACUCCUCCUUACAUCCUACUGUUUUCUCUAGGGAGCGGAACCUUCCCUCGUCUUCACACCCAUUAUUCUCGGUUUGGCACACUCGCCUUCACAGGUACACUCACAGUCAAGGAAAGAACUUUGGAGUUUGACACUGCCGACAUUCCUGAGCAUAAUAACUCUUGGAGCAAGUUCCAUCAAGUUGAGUGGUUUUAAGAACUCCAGCAAAUUCGAUACAGAACCCUGGAGGCUGUCUUCUUGCCUCCCCCCCUCCUCAUCUGAGCGGCAAAAGGAUUACCUUCACCCUGAAAAUAUCCUGUGACCUUAUGCAAGGUUACUUCAGACUCUUUCUUUGUAUUCAUGCCUGCUAUCAUAUUGUGGACUACUCUGAGACUCUGAGCGACAGUAUAUCGAUGUACAAAGGACGACAUUUCUACGUACAGUAGAUGGUGGAUAACAGCCUGUGCUAAGUAGUUUUAAAAUAAAUAACAAUAAGGCAAUCUUAUAUAUCGCUGUGUUCUCUGAUGACCUUUUUUACACAGAACUAACAAUAAAAAAAAUAUAUAAAUUCUAUUAUUUGUUACAAAAUAUUGCUCUGUUUGCAAGAUAAAUGUGAUCUACAUGUAAGGGGUAACACAUACAGUGCAUCCGGAAAGUAUUCACAGCGCUUCCCUUUUCCACAUUUUGUUGUCAAAGCCUUAUUCCAAAAUUAAAUAAUUAAUUUUUGUCCUCAAAAUUAUACAGAAAAUAAAUACCCCAUAACAACAAUGUGAAAAGUUUUUUUUUUUAUUUUUUUUUUUUAA
Molecule: messenger RNA, 1477 nt
Organism: Nerophis lumbriciformis (worm pipefish)
Lineage: Eukaryota; Metazoa; Chordata; Actinopteri; Syngnathiformes; Syngnathidae
Gene: edn3b
Product: endothelin 3b
Biological process (GO): regulation of vasoconstriction; vein smooth muscle contraction; regulation of systemic arterial blood pressure by endothelin
Cellular component (GO): extracellular region
Molecular function (GO): endothelin B receptor binding; hormone activity
Source: RefSeq, a predicted model, not a curated record